Molecule: messenger RNA, 1167 nt
Organism: Leptinotarsa decemlineata (Colorado potato beetle)
Lineage: Eukaryota; Metazoa; Arthropoda; Insecta; Coleoptera; Chrysomelidae
Product: equilibrative nucleoside transporter 3
Biological process (GO): nucleoside transmembrane transport
Cellular component (GO): plasma membrane
Molecular function (GO): nucleoside transmembrane transporter activity
Source: RefSeq, a predicted model, not a curated record
UACUCACAAUUUUCCUUACCUUUUAGGGCAGACGGAUUUUUUUGUCUUGGCGAUGAUAAUUACGGGUGUAAAUAGUGGUACAGUUGCCGUCUACCAAAUGUUUUCGAUGAUGUUACUGGCGAGGUUUCCCAUUAGUUUCCUGAAUUGGUUUCUGUUGGGAACAGGUGGAGGAAUUCUGACAGACUUCAUCCAGAUUAUUUCUAUAUCCGUCACCGACUCAGACAUAGAUGGAGCACUUAUUUAUUUUUUAACAGGAACUCUUCUGAUAGUGGCACAAAUUUCCUUGACUUUGGGAAUGAAAUACACGAAAUUAUAUGUCUAUUAUUCGGAAGACACCGCAGCAGAUGAAAGAAGUAAAGAUAACAAAUUUUCUUGGUCAGAAGUGAAAGACGUUGCGAAGGAUGUAUGGCCUCCUGGUCUUAUUAUAGCUAUGAUACUGUUUACAAUGACUUGUGUUCAUCCUUCAAUUACAAGCUUGGUGAUGUCUCAACAUUAUUUGGAGAGCACUUGGGGAAGAAAAUAUUUCACUCCAGUCAUCACCUUUUUGCUAUCCGAUAUUACCAGCAUGGUAGGAAGAAUACUUUCCUUGGGAAAAGUGACGAAAUCCAAUUAUCCCAUCUGGAUAGGUGUAACGAUGAUUAGAAUGAUACUUUCUGUGUCAUUUAUUAUUUUUUGCAAUGCCCAACCAAGAAGUCAUUUAUCGGUGGUUUUUGAUAAAGAUUGGCAAUUUAUCCUAUUUAUUAUUAUAUUCAAUUUUAGCGGUGGUUUAAUCAUGAACGUGUCGUGCCUCAGUGUACCUGGGUUCACAGAAAGAAAUAUAGAAACCGCUAUGAAGUUACUGUCCCUCUCCAUGACAGUUAUAAUGGCAGCAUUUUCCGCAAAUGGUGUGUUAAUGGUGAAAUUAUUAUGAUACAUGGAAUAUUUCCAUUAAAAAUGCAGAUAACCCAUUCGUUUCAAUGUCAUUAUAUGAAUUGGUUGCUCUUUGUUAUUCGAACUGUCAAACUCUCAAAUUUUGUAACUUAGAGAGUGGAACUUUGAAAUUAUGAAAUUCUAAUCAACUAUGGACAUGUAUUAGUAAUGAAUAUUUCCACAAUAUCUUAUAGAAUUGUCUGAAUAGCAGACAUUUUUAUUUUCGAUGAUGAGAAUAAAGCAAUAUCUGAAAACUAA